Sardina pilchardus (European sardine) is the source of this 2549-nucleotide messenger RNA. RefSeq names its product sap30-like (gene sap30l). Gene Ontology annotation, cellular component: histone deacetylase complex. Gene Ontology annotation, biological process: regulation of DNA-templated transcription. The coding region runs from base 581 to 1117 and encodes 178 amino acids. The transcript is spliced from 4 exons. The record is from RefSeq and is a predicted model, not a curated record. Gene Ontology annotation, molecular function: transcription coregulator activity; protein binding. NCBI's taxonomy places the organism in Eukaryota, Metazoa, Chordata, Actinopteri, Clupeiformes, Clupeidae.
GUUCUAUUGUACAAUCUGUUCAAGAGAGGUCUUGUCGUGUCGAGUGGACUACCGUGCCUUCACACUGCAUGCAGUUUACGAGUGUACGAUUUAGGCAUUUUAGGAAAGUUAUAUUGUGACUUGGCGAAAUCGGGAGGCCUGCAUCAAUGUCAAGUUAUGUGAGGUUAAACUAUGUAACUGUGGCUUGCUAACUAUGUGUUUCUCAUAACACCGAUGUGUAUGGCGAAAGGUUUGCUUACUGCUGGAUAGAUAGCAACUACUUAGCUAACGUUCGCUACCUGUACAACUAUUGACAAACGUUAGCAAAGUUGGCGUAAGUUGUCAGUAGAGUAGGUAGUUAGUACGUUUCUCGGGGGUCAAGCUUCACAGUAACUAUGUGUAGUUGCGACGAACUCUAAAGAUAAUGCGACGUUAAGUGGCGGCGUUUUGAGAUUUUCCAUCUCCGCUGCAUAUUUUCCGCCAUUCAAAGGAUUAACGUUUGCGUUACUUGCGAGCGAGCUAGCUAGCAUCGUUAGUUGCCUUGUCAGCGUAGACAUUAAAACUAGUUUAAAGAAGGAGCAAACAUCCGAAGUCAUCCAAUAUGAAUGGGUUUAGCACAGAAGAAGACAGCCACGAUGGUCCCCCUGCCCCGCCGUUCUAUGGUCAAAGCUGUUGUUUGAUUGAGGAUGGUGAACGUUGCGGCCGAUCAGCUGGAAACGCCUCCUUCAGCAAGAGGAUCCAGAAAAGCAUUUCCCAGAAGAAACUGAAGUUGGACAUCGACAAGAGCGUCCGUCAUCUGUACAUUUGCGACUUCCACAAAAACUUCAUUCAAAGUGUUCGUAACAAAAGGAAGAGGAAAACCAGCGAUGAUGGAGGAGAGUCUCCUGACCAUGAUGUUGAGGUGCCUGAGGUGGACCUGUUUCAACUGCAGGUGAACACACUGCGACGCUACAAGAGGCACUACAAACUCCAAACCCGGCCAGGACUCAACAAAGCCCAGCUGGCAGAGACGGUGAGCCGCCAUUUCCGGAAUAUUCCCGUGAACGAGAAGGAGACGCUCACCUACUUCAUUUACAUGGUGAAGAGCAGCAAGAGUAGGCUGGACCAGAAGCCGGACAGCAGCAAGCAGCUGGAAUGAGUGUCCCUGGGAGGCACUACAGCAAAACAAAAACAGUAGAGCUCUGCCGAGAGACGGCUGCCUUUGACUCCUACCCACUGUCUACAGAGUUGGGCAACGGUCUACAAGUCAAGAUGAAGGCUUAAAUACAACAAAAGAAAAGAAAAAAAAAAUAAAGACAAAAAAAAGAUAAUUCCACAUCCAUUAGGGUGAAGCAGUCUAGGGUAACUGCCUUAAGAAUAUCGAUAUUAUUUCGUAUCUAGCUUUGACUGUUAUCAAGAGUAAGAUUUUCCUGUGCCAAACCAUAGGGAAAGGAAAGAGAAAUGUCAACAGACAUGCUAAAGGUUUUAUAUAUAUAUACACACACAUACACAUACAUAUAUACUCAACGUGGAGGAGUAGAGGUGGGCAAAGAGAGCGGCUGGCUGGCUCGGAGUGCUAUAUGCUCUUCAACACUAUAGCAGUGUGCUUCUGUGUGUGUGUGUGUGUACAUGAGGUAGUGAGUGUGUGUGUGUGUGUCUUGAGUGUGUGUGGGUGUCUGAGCGAUUGCGUGUUCGCACAUACCUGCACCAGAUAGGUCCUUUUCUGAUAUGUCUUUUCAUUUGCUUAGGAACUAGUGGCAUGAAUAUAUAUAUAUUGCUUUGUCUUCAUGAAACGUCAGUACUUCUAUAUGAUGGAGUUUUUGUAGGCAAAUUAGAUUUACUGUAGAACUGUGUUCUGGUCAUUUUUAAAUUUAAUACUGAUGUGUAUCAUAAUUUAUCUUUGUGUUUUCAGCUGUAAAAUAGACCUUAGGUCACAAAUGUGACCUUUUGUUAAUGUGAUUAAAAUCUAUACAGCUCUCGUUAAAAAGAAAAUAAAUGAAUACAAUUUAAAGUAAAUAAAUAAGAUCUACUAUUCUGAUGUCACACCUUGACAUAGCCGUAAUGGAAUGCUGUUAAAAGUAUUGGCUGAGGAGACAGAGGGGACUAUUUAUAUACUAAUGAAGGCAAUGGCCAACACUGAGUCAGACACGUUGCUCUGACACCAGAACCAUGCGAGUCUGGGCUGGUUCUCAAAACCAGUUGCUCUCUUGGUCAGUAGAAAUCAUGUGGUUCCGUAAGUGAGUUUAAUUAAUCAUGGAAAAAACUCCCAAAAGGAAUGGUGCGCCCCUUCCUCCUUCCCUGCUCACGUAGACCACAUGCCAAACGCUGGCUUAACCAUUGGUGCCCUAGUACCUUUUUUUUAAUUAUUAGUUUGCAUUUGUUUUCACAUGUGCUAUUUUCCUUCGCACACAUGGCAGUGCUAACAUUUCACAGAUAGCUUAGUGUCACUGUGAGUUGUUUUUUUUUUCUCCCAACUUUUUAAUUCAUCUUUUUUUAACACAUUGAUUGUGCUAUGUUGACUUCCUUGUAGUAGGGCACCUGUAUGUAUAUGUCUGUGCAUUGGUUUAAAUAAUAAACUGAUUAUACACAGA